CAAGGUAGAAAAAGGAGUCACAAACACAACACACGAAUGAUUGGGGCUGCUAUUAGUACAUUGAUAGAAAGAUUGAGGGAACGGAAUGGAUUCUAUCGGUCGCCGGAAUCCACCGACUGCGCCUGGUCCUCAGCUGGCCCGCAAGUGUUACAAUGUGGAUGAUGGCAGCAGCGAUGGCAGCGAUAGUGAUAACUCGUCACUAGUCAUCCUUUCACCUUCCCGAGRUCAUACGAAAUCGUUUGACAAAAUAAGAGAAAAUCCGAUUCAUUUGACGAGGGAUUUUGAUCUCGUCCUCGAAACUUCAACUGCUGACACUCCGAACAACUAUUGCAAGGACGUCAAGAUACCCGCGAAAAAGAAGCCUCCWCAGACAACUGCAACGAAAAUUGCCGAUGUCGUUUCGAAUAAAUCGAAAGUUACCUCAGAKGGAAGGGGGACGUUGAAUGUUUUGCCUCUACUGGACGAAUCCGACACCGGUGAUGACUCAGAUGAUGAUAAUUUUUUGUUAAGAUCGAAACGGAYAUUUGGCCCUUCGAAAAAGYWACACUUCAAGGRAAAUUCGAAGCAGAAAAUGAAGCGAGUGCGUGAGRACCAAAAGGAAAAAGAGAAACAAGACCGUAUUCGAAGACGCAAGGAAGUGAAAGAAGCAAAAGAACUUAAAAAACAGAAGGAUAAGAUAACAAAGAAACGACAAAACGAGGAAUAUAACCAAGCUACGGGAAAGUAUAGUCACGAAGAAAUUGCGGUGUUGCUUGACGCGGAAUUGUAUACAGACAACAGUYAUGGGUUGAAGUCGCGUCUAUCCGAAGACUUCUUUGUCUACCGAUUUCCUAGUCGGCUACCAACACCGGCAAAAGCAAUCCAAUUCAUUCGGAAGGACAAACUUUUGGGUGGUGCGAAAGAUGCCGUCUUGUGUCUCGAAGCCGAAAGAACCGGAGGUAGAUCUAAUUURGAUAAUAAUCCUGGCUACGAACACAUUGAAUAUCUUGUUGUUCUCUUCGAGCCGGACGAGUUUAUUCCAUUGCUGCGUCGAGAUGCCCAUGACGAAGAAGACGAUUAUCCAGCGCUAGAAUCAUGGUUGGAUACUCUUCGAACACAAUGGCAACGAAUCUGGAAGCAGAAUUGUUUGGAACCAAAAAUAAUAUUCCUCCUUUAUGACAUGCCGGACGCAUUGGACAAGAAAUGGCUCGCGUAUCGACGCCGCACCCAGAAUGUCAGCAGAAACGAGGCCCCUCUACCGACCGUGAAAGAAUUGCAAGAUGCAAUGCAAUGGGUACUGGUACAAUUCCAGGUGGAAUGCAUCCUCUGCCCGACUGUCGAACUUCUCCAAUCGACUAUACACAAAAUGGCCAGGGGCUUAUGCGAGAAACCCUACGUAAGCCAAGUUACCGAACUCGAGUGCAUAAAAAAGAUCAAACAGGGGUUUAUAGGAUCAGACGAUCCACUCGAGAAAGCCAAGGAUGUAUGGCUUCGUCAGCUCCAGCAGAUACCCGGAUUAUCCAUAACUAAGGCGCAGCAUAUUACCGAGCAUUUUCCAACCAGCCAAUCUUUAUGGCAGGCCUAUCAGUGGGAGCAUUAUUACCAGCAGCAUGAAGACAAUACGUACAACGCAGAUGCCGUCUGUUCGUCUCUGCUCGAGGACAAGUUCUCGGCCGACAAUAAACGGUAUAAGAAACUUUCUGACUCGGUCUACAGAGUUUUGACUUCGAAUGAUCCAAACGAAAUGAUCCUCUGAUAUCUGGAGAUUCUUUCCCGCAAGAAUGGCAACGAUAUUAGUUUUUAAAACAAACGCUAUUUGGGUCCAAAUGUUUGGAAGACAAUGUAUCAUAUUUGGGUGUGACAUGCAGAGAUGGUWAUAUCAUCCUAAGCAAUAGAUCCAUGAAAAAUGA
Molecule: messenger RNA, 1889 nt
Organism: Pseudo-nitzschia multistriata
Lineage: Eukaryota; Bacillariophyta; Bacillariophyceae; Bacillariales; Bacillariaceae
Source: the annotation of a GenBank genome assembly